AUGUCCGAGCACCAGCGAGCCAGCAACGAGGAGCUCAAAUUGGAGAAUGAGAGGCUACGCAUUGAAAAUGCCAAAUUGAAGGCGGAAUUGGCAGUACACGAAGAACCUGCAUCAAAUGCUCUCAAUUCAGGCCCAGCCCCGACCCAGAGGGAGAUGACCAGGACUCAGCUAAGGAGAGAAGUAGCCGCCCUUAAGGAGAAGAUUCGAGACCAUGAGGUGCAGAACGAGGCCUCCCUUCUGCAUACCAAACGCAUCCAAUCUGAGCUGGAUGAAACUCGCAAAGCAUUCAGCUUAAAGUUCGACAUUGAGGCCCUGCAGAGGGACAAGAAAGGGCUCGAAAAAUCCGUCACUAGCCUUACCAGUCAGAUUGAGCAACUCCAGGCGCAGAAAGACCUAGCCAGCGAAGAGGAGUACGAGAGCCUCCUGGAAAAGCACGAGCGCGUCGCUAAAGAGCUCUACCUAACAGCACACUUCACCGUCCAUGACCUCAAGGAAGAGAACGAGGACUUGAAGGCAGAGCUCGACAUGCACAACGAAAUUCUCGGCCUUACCGAGGAGGACCGGAACUUUGGUGAGCGUACAUUGGGCCAAAAAGGAAGCCAGAUACCUGCGCAGUUCAUCGGUACCAGCUACGUGGGGACAAAGCGCAAAGUUGAAGAGGAAAUGUACGCCACCGACCAACUCGGAAACAAGAGGCUCCGCACUACUGACUCGAUGGUAUUCGAGGGCCUUUCGGAUAAAAACUUGGAUGGCGUUUGCUGUUUUGUUUCAACUGCCCAAAAUGAGGUGCUACGCGUGGCAGCAAAGGGUGGUUUGAUCAACCACCUUCAUUUUAACAUCACGCCGCGGGGUAUUUUGGGCAUCACUCCCCUCGGGAUGGAGAGGAUUGACCUCUUCCAUCGGUUCAAAUCGGAGCCCAAAUUGCUUGCGGAUUGGAAAUCAACUCGAGGGGCGCAGUUUUCAAAGGAAGUCCGCCAAAUUAUCAAUGAGAGUGGUUUCCAAGACCAUAGCCACCCCUCCCUCUACUACCUUGUCAAGCAACUUGAGGAUGGCAGGGACUUAUCUGUGGAGGUUCUUCGUGAACAUUUGAUGGCUAUGGAAUCCUACACCAAGGAUGAUGUCAAGAAGCUUAGAGCCUAUAUCAAGGAAUUAAAUAGGCCCUUGCGAACGAAUUCGAUUGAUAAACGAGAGCUGCUGGCAGUUUUGCGCCGCCUCUCCCGCUCGCCGGUCGAUGAGGGCGUCAGGCAGUAUGUCAAGAUGAUCGAGGCCGAUGAGGGCCUUCUCAUAGCCUUCGUCUUCAUUGGUGAGCUGGAGAAGAUGGUCAACGGAUACCGUGCGCUGUACGCAACAAGUGCCAAGAUUGA
Molecule: messenger RNA, 1364 nt
Organism: Clonostachys solani
Lineage: Eukaryota; Fungi; Ascomycota; Sordariomycetes; Hypocreales; Bionectriaceae
Source: the annotation of a GenBank genome assembly